Messenger RNA from Cyphellophora europaea CBS 101466, 1374 nucleotides. RefSeq lists its product as uncharacterized. The transcript is spliced from 4 exons. Lineage: Eukaryota; Fungi; Ascomycota; Eurotiomycetes; Chaetothyriales; Cyphellophoraceae. Gene Ontology annotation, biological process: transmembrane transport. Gene Ontology annotation, cellular component: membrane. The record is from RefSeq and is a predicted model, not a curated record. Gene Ontology annotation, molecular function: transmembrane transporter activity. The coding region runs from base 1 to 1374 and encodes 457 amino acids.
AUGGCCGGUAAAGAUGCCAACACCACAGUCGUGAAGCGGAAAAAGUGGUGGCACUUGCAAUGGUACUCGGAUGAUGAUACACCCAAGGAGCGCAAGUUCAUCAUCAAGCUGGAUCUGCUGGUCGUUCCUUAUGCUAUCCUAGCAUACUGGGUCAAAUACAUUGACCAAUCGAACCUUAACAAUGCCUAUGUCGCUGGCAUGAAAGAGGAUCUUGGCUUCUAUGGGAACGAGCUCGUUCAACUCCAGACAAUGUAUAUUGUGGGAGCAGUCGUCGGCCAGAUCCCUUUCCUGUUCUUGUUCACAUACAUCCCGAUGUACUGGACGAUCCCCUUCCUCGACAUUAUGUGGGGUAUCUUUACCUUAUUACAGUAUCGGACACAAAGCUUCGCGGAGCUCAUGGCGUAUAGGUUCCUUGUGGGAUGGUUCGAGGCAGCGUUCUUCCCAGCCAUGCACUAUGUUUUCGGCAGCUGGUACAGAGGUCACGAGAUCGCGCGUCGAGGAGGGUUGUUCUAUACCGGACUUGGAGCAGGCACCCUUACCGCCGGCCUGAUUCAAGCAGGCGCAUCCGCCCGGCUGGAAGGCGUCCAUGGAUUGGAAGGUUGGCGAUGGAUGUACAUCAUAUGUGCCGCCAUCACUGUCCCUGUGGGCAUACUGGGGUACUUCGUCCUGCCUGGGACGGUCGACCAACCGAACCGUCGGGUCCUGACCGAAAAGGAUAUCGAGGUAGGCAAGAAUCGACUGCUCCGCGGCGGGCACGUCGUCAAAGGCAAGUUCAAGAUACAUAACUUGAAGGGCAUAUUCCUUGCACCUCAGUUUUGGACGGUGAUCCUGGUCGAUGUUUUGUUCUGGAAUGCUGGCAUCCAUAAGACAACUGCUUCGUUCUUGCUAUGGAUCAAGAGCCUGGAUCGAUAUUCGGCGGCACGCAUCAAUGAACUUGGUACCAUCGCACCUGGGAUCGGCAUUGGUGUUACAGUGUUUGCAUGCUUCGCCUCGGACCUGUACCUCGGACCGGCAUGGGCCAUUACCAUGUGUUCGACCUUCAAUGCAAUCAGUCUGGCGAUAUUGACGGCCUGGUAUGUCCCUGAAUCGGCGCUUUGGUUCGCAUUCGCGAAUACAUAUUGGUCCAAUGCCUUGAGCAGCAUCUUCCACGGCUGGGUAAAUAACCUUCUGCGCGACUCUCCGGAGCAGCGCUCCUUCACACUGGUCCUUAUCAACAUCAUAGCGCAAUCUUCCACGGCCUGGACACCUUUGCUGACAUUCCCCACUGUUGAAGCACCACGAUUCGCCAAAGGCUUUUCGUUCUGUCUUGGAUCUGCGAUUGGUCUCAUUAUCAUGACAUGGGUUCUCAAAUUUUACCUGGAUCGGAAGACGUAA